CCUUCGGAUCUUGCCUUCUUCUUCCUCUUCUUCUUCUUCUUCUCUCUCUCACUUUGCUUAUAAAUUGUGAGCCAUUUCACUUCCAACGCCUUUCAGCCAAACACAUUCUCACACCUUCAUAUUCCCAUGGCUUCUUGGAAGAAAACCAUCAUUUCUCCCUUUAGAAAGGCUUGCACCAUCUUCAACCAGCACCCUCGAGAUCCCAAAAAGUCUCCCUCCGAUUCAGAACAAGAGAAACGAGUAGACGUGAGGAAUCUCCAAGGAGAGGUGAUGGCAUGUGGGUAUGAAGACGUGCACGUGAUGUGGUCUAUUUUAGACAAGGCCAACUCAACUACGACCGCCGCCACCGCUUGCAAUGUGUCUUCUUAACCGUCGUCGAGGCCGCCACCGACACCGACAGAUGGUGGUGGUUGGUUAAUUGGUGUAGAUAAAGCAUAAUACAUCUCUCUCUCUCUCUCUUCAUGUUAUUUUGUGAGUUAUGAUGAUUUUGUUUGUGUUAGGAAAUGAAUCCCCAUGAUUUGAAGGUUUUAAUCAUGGUGAGAUUUUAAGUUUUAUAUUAAUUACUUCUUUUUAAGUCCUAAAAAGCUCUCUUUUUCUUAUGGGGAAUGGAACCUUAUCUCUCAUCAAA
Messenger RNA from Cucurbita pepo subsp. pepo (vegetable marrow), 628 nucleotides. RefSeq lists its product as uncharacterized. Lineage: Eukaryota; Viridiplantae; Streptophyta; Magnoliopsida; Cucurbitales; Cucurbitaceae. The record is from RefSeq and is a predicted model, not a curated record.